UAUGCUUCUAUUCCAAUUGUUACGCUUAGACACACAUAUAAGGACCAGGAGAGAUAUCCAUAAAUGAACUCUUAACUACUAAUUCGAAAUGUUUACCUUGUUUCCCAAAGAAAUAUGGUACCAGAUUGUUCCAUUUUUAGAGAACGGAGAUAUAGGUUCGUUGUUGCUUUACGCAACAAAGUAUUCUGAAUCAUGUGUUUCAACUGCCUGCUUGUUUGAGUUAUCAAAAAGGGGUUGUAUCCAGUCAAACAGUCUCUGCAGAUCACUACCAUUCCACCUCUUGGAAAACUUGCCCACGCUCAAUGCUUCCAACUACAUAUUUCAAGUUCUUCGCUUCAAUGCUGAGUUUGGAACUAAAAUAGUUCCACAGGAAAUUCAGUUGACCAUUUCUUAUGACACAAUAAGUUCCUUUAUUGACUUCUUCAAUAAGGUAGAAAAUGAUCUAUUAAGGUCUUCAAGUUUCAUCAUCAGGAUAAAUUUGGAAGAAUAUCCGUGCGACUUCGCGGACUCUUUGCUUAAGAAGCUUACUAUAAUUUCAAAAAGAAUCAAUAAACUAACAAUCGUUGGUAAUGAUAUAAGGCCAAGGUUACUAGAAAAGCAUAAUCUCAAAUUGAGCUAUUUUGGAACCAAAACCAGAAUUGAGUCAUUCCAUCGUUCCAGCAAACUAAUAAGUUUAAACAGGCUUCCUUCUAAUGUGAUUCAUUGUCAUGUGGAAAAUUCCAAAUUAUCAACAUUACUAUCACAAACUUAUCCACUCCUUCAAUCCGUCGUAUUCGAUAAUAUUAGUGAGGAUUUCUCUCUGUUUUUGAAUAUGCAUGCAUAUAGUUUGAAGCAUGUUCUGAUAAGAGCUUUUUCAUUUCCUAUCAAUAAGAUACAGUUUGCAGUCUUUCCUAAACUUCAGACCCUUAAAAUAUGCACACUUCAGAAAACAGAGAGAAGAUAUAGACCCAACCUCAGUGCAAUGCAUAGGGUCAUAACUGCACCGAUUAGCGAUCUGCUUUACCAAAUCAAUUCAACUACUUACAGAUAUAUAAACACGCACUACUACAAGCUUUCACAAUUACCUUUCAGUCAGCUUGAAUUUCCUGAAUCUUUACUAGAACUUCACUUGGAGGGAGGCAUGGGUCCUUUCGACUGUUCAAGGUUUGAUUGUCCAAAACGACUUAGAAAGUUAGCUUUAAAGAGCCAAGUGUUCCGAAAGGAGUCGAAGUUAAUUUUACCACAAUCUCUCAUAUCGGUCGAUUUCUCCGAGAGUCAUAUUCCCAAUAUUCUUCAAAUAAAGUUUCCAGAUUCAAUUGAGUUCCUAGACAUUUCAAACAAGGUGCUUAUUAAAUUUUCUCCUCAUUGGAAGUUCCCCACAAACAUCAAAUUCCUAAACAUCACUACUCCGUAUCCUUUAGUGGGCGAAUUUGACUUCAGAAAAUACAACAAAUUGCAAGUAUUGAAGGUAUUUCUGGAUUAUCAACACAAUAGUAUCAGAGUUAAUGAUUUUGUUGAGGUAAGCUCUUAAUCACUUGAUUUCAGUUAAGCAUAUUGUUUAUUAAUAAUUCUGUACAGGUGGUUAGAUUCACUCGAUUUAGAACACUAUAGUUUUUUUAGGCUUCAAGAUACACUUUUUGUUUGCAUUUUUGGACCCCGUAGAUUUUUGUCUACUAAUACUGUGAAAUGUAGUAUUCAAAUCAUAUGGUUCAAAGAGACUAGUUUCUGUCAUAUUUGGCAAUCUAUGAAAAUUC
Molecule: messenger RNA, 1733 nt
Organism: Suhomyces tanzawaensis NRRL Y-17324
Lineage: Eukaryota; Fungi; Ascomycota; Pichiomycetes; Serinales; Debaryomycetaceae
Exons: 1
Coding region: 89-1510 (473 amino acids)
Source: RefSeq, a predicted model, not a curated record